Messenger RNA from Schistocerca nitens (vagrant locust), 2939 nucleotides. RefSeq names its product exocyst complex component 6B (gene Sec15). Gene Ontology annotation, biological process: exocytosis; Golgi to plasma membrane transport; intracellular protein transport. Bases 134 to 2611 code for a protein of 825 amino acids. The record is from RefSeq and is a predicted model, not a curated record. The transcript has 16 exons. Lineage: Eukaryota; Metazoa; Arthropoda; Insecta; Orthoptera; Acrididae. Gene Ontology annotation, cellular component: membrane; exocyst.
UUUGUACACAGUGAAGAGAAGAUUGAACAAAAUGAAAUGUUUUGUCAUAAAUCUGAGCUUUACAGUUUUUAAUUUGUGUGAAAAACAAACAGCUUGUAUCUUACUGCUUGUGUCUUACUAGAAUACAUCCAGUAUGUCAAGUAACACAUAUUUUGAUGAUGAACCAAAUGUGACCUUCAUUCGGAACAGCUUUGAAGAAAAUUUUGAAAAAUUUCCUUUUGGUGUGGAAGUACUGGCAAUUUAUGAUGGAGAUGAACAUCAGAAAUUUAUGGAGCGCCUUGACGCUCGCAUCAAGAAUCAUGACAAAGACAUAGAACGAAUGUGCAACUACCAUUACCAGGGUUUCAUUGAUUCAAUUCGUGAAUUGUUACAAGUACGGUCACAAGCAAAGAAGCUACAUAGUGAAGUUGAGCAAUUGGACAAAGACCUCCAAGAAUCAGCAAAGAAUAUAGUUGAGAAAGGAGAAGAACUAGUGAAAGCUAGGAAAGUUGAAAGUAACAUUGCGGCAGCCAUAGAAAAUCUCUCUCUGUGCCUGCCUGUUUUAAGUGCAUAUUCAGAACUCCAAAAGAAAAUGAAGGAGAAGAGAUAUUACCCUGCAUUAAAAACGCUGGAGCAAUUAGAGCAUCUUUAUCUUCCCCAAGUGGCUAACUAUCGUUUCUCUCACCAGAUGCGUGAAAAUAUACCUGUGUUGAGGGAGAAUAUCAAGGAAGCUUCCAUGUCAGACCUGAAAGACUUUUUGGAGAACAUCAGAAAGUUUUCUCCAAAGAUAGGAGAAGUGGCAAUGAAGCAUACAGCUGAACAAAUGGGCAGUGAUCCAGGCAUUGUGGGAAGGAAGAAACGCAAAGCACCAGCACCUCCAAAUCCCUUCACAGGUGAAGUAGAUUAUGAACCACCAGCAGAAAGCAGUUAUGAUGCAGAAGAGGACCUCAGUGCACAGGACCUUAUAGAUUUCUCACCUGUGUAUCGCUGCCUGCAUAUCUACACAGUCUUAGGAUCACGUGAUACCUUUGAGACAUACUAUCGUAAACAGCGGAAGAAGCAAGCACGACUUGUUCUUCAGCCUCCAACUAACAUGCAUGAAACACUUGCCGGAUAUCGGGCAUACAUCCAUGGAAUUGUUGGAUUCUUCGUUGUAGAGGAUCAUGUUUUGAACACAGGGAAUGGUCUUGUGAAUCGAACAUACCUGGAUGAGGUUUGGAAUAUGGCUCGAUCAAAGAUAAUCAAUACUCUGAAAACUCAUUCAGCCUACUGCACUGAUGCUGCUCUGAUGCUGAAAAUAAAGAACCUGAUUAUGCUUUUCAGCACCACUCUGAGGAAUUAUGGAUAUUCUGUGAAUCAGUUGUUUGAUCUAUUACAUGAAAUUAGAGAUCACUACAAUGAAGUUUUAAUGCAGCGUUGGGUUCAAGUUUUCAGAGAAAUUCUCGAUGAAGAAAGUUUCCUGCCUAUUAAGGUGACAUCUCAGGAAGAAUAUGACAGUGUCACAGAUUCAUUUCCAUUUUAUGAUCAAAACCUUCAACAAGCAGAUUUUCCUAAAAGGUUUCCGUUCUCAUCCAUGGUACCUAAGGUAUAUCAGCAAGUGAAAGAAUUUAUCUAUGCAUGUCUGAAGUUUUCGGAAGAUCUCAAUUUGAGCCAGGCAGAAGUGAAUGAUAUGAUCCGGAAAUCAACAAACCUCCUCCUCACACGGUCGUUCAGUGGCUGUUUAUCAUCACUCUUCCGGAAACCAAGUCUUGCCCUUCUCCAGGUGAUUCAGAUAAUUAUUGAUACAGGCUAUCUUGAAGAGGCAACUGUUUAUUUGGAGGAAUUUGUCUCUAAUAUUACAGGAUGUGGAAAAGAAGCACAUCUUAGUACUCGCGCUUCUCAAGGCACACAAGGGCAGGCAACUAUGUUCCGUGUUGCACGUGAUGAUGCCGAACGACAGAUAUGUGAAAAACUGAAGCAGAAGCUGGAUGAAUUUCUGGAGCUAGAGAAUUAUGAUUGGAUGUUAGUGGAGCCCCGUGGUCAUGCUUCUAGCUUCAUCACUGAUCUGAUUGCCUUUCUAAACAGUAUUUUCCAAUCCUUCACUAAUCUGCCUCCAGAAGUGGCACAAGUGGCUUGCAAGUCUGCGUGCGAGCACAUAGCGAAAUCCAUUAUGGCUUUUAUGCUGAGUGAUGAUGUCAAGCAGAUAUCAAUGGGUGCACUGCAACAAAUAAACUUGGAUACAAUACAGUGUGAACAAUUUGCAGCAUCAGAACCUGUUCCUGGUCUGGAAGAGGGUGCUCUACUGCAGUACUUUGGAGAUUUACGGCAACUUCUUGAUCUCUUUAUGUCAUGGGAUUGGCCUACAUACUUUCAUGACUAUGGUCAAGAGAACAGCAAAUAUCAACGCGUCAGUCCAAACACAGCCGUACUUUUGCUUGAGAAGUUGCGUGAGGCAGACAAGAAGAAUGUAUUUUCUGUCCUGAAAAAAAGUGAACGGGACAAGAAGAAACUUUUGGAAACUGUCCUGCGUCAACUGAGGCAGUUGGCACAAACAACAGCCACAGCAACAGUGACUGGUGUAGCAGCCUCUCCCACAAUGGCAACAUCAGCAGCCACUGCUGCCUCUUCACCAGCUCCCCCAGUUCUAACAUGAGCUGAGGAAAAGAGCCAUAUGAGUCUGGUUAUGUUUGUAUUAUUCAAGCAACAGAAAUGGCAUUGAAAGGAUUUUAUGUGAGUUCUGCAUAUUUGUGCUGCUACUUCAGGGUAUAUGUUGAUAUUUAAAGUAUAUAUAGACCACCGUCUCUGCUGCUGUAGCUGGGGUAGUGAUUUACAUAUAUUUUAAACAUAUCGAGUGUGAACAAGUUGCUUCUCUGGAUAAAGGAUCCAGGUGGAGUUUCAGUUCCUUUCGAGAACUGAGUGUGCCAGAUUUGUAAGGAAUGUGGUAACAUUUUCCUGAUAAAUAAACUUCCUGUGUGUUGUAA